UUCUCAGACUUAAUGGAGACUUUAUCUGUUCUGUGUCGGAUAGAGAGGAAUUUGCUGUAAGAGAAGUUAAAGAUUUGAUUGAAUCAGGUCUUUAUUUAUUAUCUGUUCAGUAGAUAAUGAAUUUAUCUGGUGUGAAUAGUUAAAAACAGAGCCGAACAGACUGCUGGGAGUUUAGAGACUGUUCCCCAGCAGCUGACCGGGUCUUCAGCAACACUACCGGUUACUUUCUUUAUAUUAUUUAUUCACUUUAAUUCGGUUUCCGAUCAAAAGAGCCGCUUCUAUUUAAUCUGGAACUAAUGCGGUUUAAUUGGAGGUCGGUAUUCAGGUGUGAACAGUAGAGUAAAGAGCAGAUCGGGCGGUUUUUGGAGCUAGCGGAACUGUAGGAUGCUGAUGUGCUCCAGCGACAAACUGGAUUUUAAUGUGAACAACAAACGAACCGAAUCGGAGAACCGAAAUGGGGGAAAUUCAUCCAACGGCAGUACUGCCAGUAACUCUCCUCGCAGCACCCCGGGCAGCUCCCCGUCCCUGCGGCGGCGGGUGCUGGGUGGGCGUGGCGGUGAGGGGGAGGGGUCUGCUGACCGCAGUGCUGGAGGGGGAUCUGAAAGCCCCCAGCUCACCACGCCAUCGUCCACAUCCUCCUACCCAGCCGCCACGCGGCACUUCACACGCAAUGCCAAGAAAAUGCAAAGCUGGUACAAUGUACUCAGCCCCACCUACAAGCAGAGGAACGAGGACUUCAGAAAAAUCUUUAAGAAACUCCCGGAUACUGAGCGUCUGAUAGUGGAUUACUCGUGUGCUCUGCAGAAGGACAUUCUGCUUCAGGGUCGUCUUUAUCUGUCUGAGAACUGGAUCUGCUUCUACAGCAACAUCUUCCGCUGGGAAACCACUAUCACCAUCCUGCUGAAGGACGUGACGAGUCUGACCAAGGAGAAAACGGCCAAACUGAUCCCCAACGCCAUCCAGAUCUGCACCGAUCAGGAGAAGCACUUCUUCACGUCGUUCGGAGCGAGGGAUCGCAGCUACAUGAUGAUCUUCAGACUGUGGCAGAACGCUCUGAUGGACAAGACGCUGUCUCCUAAGGAGCUGUGGCACAUUGUGCACCAGUGUUACGGGACUGAGCUGGGGCUGACGAGUGAGGACGAUGACUACGUGUCCCCGACGGCGGAGCAUAUGAACGGCCUGCUGCCGGGUGAUGAUGUGGUGUGUGAUUUGCUGGAUCAGGCUGCUGUAGCUCCUCCCCCUCCUGGAUCUUCUCCUCCAUCCUCUUCCUCCUCCUCCUGCCCACCUGUGGAGGUUCCUGCCGUCAGAACCAGUACUGAGCCAGAACCGAGUCCCCCCAACUCCCAGACCACCACUCAACCCGCCAACACCAACCCCACACACUCCACCACACCCGCCACACCUGCCACUCCUGCUGCCACCACCGCGAGUACAGAGGAGGCCGGGCAGGACAGCCAAUCAGAGGCCGGCAGUCUGGCGGCGUCAGCGUCCGGUCCUCAGGUUCUGGGUAACGUUUCAUCGCUGGAUAUGACUAAUGAUGAAGAGCUGCCCACCGACCCCAGCAACUCCUCCGACACACAGGAAGAGAGUGAGGUGGAGUCGUUCUGUGCGGAUCUGAGGGGGCGUCUGCACAUUAACACGGUUCUGAGGAUCGGGGUGGAUAAACUUCACGAGCUGCUGUUCUCCGAUACUCACUUCCUCCAGCACCUCUUCACCCAGCGACACUUCACCGACCUGUCGGUGCAGGACUGGCAGCAGGACGUCAGCAGUGGGAACAGUAUCCGGGUGCUGAGCUACACCAUCGCCAUCAACAACCCCCUCGGCCCCAAAACUGCCCCCGUCGUCGAGACUCAGACUCUGUAUAAGAGCAGUUCUCGGGGGGAGUGUUAUGUGGUGGAUUCGGAGGUGAUCACUUCAGGAAUCCCGUAUCAGGACUACUUUUACACCACCCACAGAUACUGCCUUACAGCCGUCAGCAAAACCAAGAGCAGGCUCAGGGUUUCGUCUGAUAUCUGCUACAGGAAGCAGCCGUGGAGUUUGGUGAAAGCUCUGAUAGAGAAAAACACCUGGAGUGGAAUAGAGGAAUACUACAGACACAUGGAGGUGGAGGUGUGUAAGCUGGAGACGCUGCUGCAGGCGGAGGUGUCGGUGGUGGUGGGGGUGGGCGUGGUGGGCGACGCCCCCGGUGCAGAUGGAGGGAAGGGGGGGGCGGGGCUGCGCAGACGUAAACGCACCUGCUCCAGACGCACCGCGGAGAGGGAGGGGCCGGGGGCCGGCGGGGACCGGGGCGAGCGAGGGGCCCCGGAGGAGAGAGAGGGACGAGAAACAGGCGCUCCGUUUCUGAAGGUUGGGGAUCGAUGGCGUGGAGCAGCUGGUAAUAACAACAUCUCCACCAUCCUGCUGAUCGUCAGCUUCAUUCUGGUGGUGUUGGUGGCUCUGAAUAUGCUGCUGUUCUAUAAGCUGUGGGCUUUAGAGAGAGCCGCUCACACACUGGAGACCUGGCACUCCUACUCACUCUCAGACAGUCCUCUCCCGCAGUCGGCUGCAGAGUGGGCGCAGGUGCUGCAGCUGCAGCGCCAGUUUCAUCAGGCUCAGCUCGGGAAAUGGCAGCAGAUCCUACAGUCCUCAGUCACCCUGCUGGACCAGAUGAAGCAGUCUCUGGAGAAGCUGCACAGAGGGAUCAUCAGUCCUGAGAUGCUGCAGGACUCUGACGACCCGUCAUCACCCACAGCCACGCCCACCACAGACACACUGCAGGACCAGUGACCUGUCUGCCGGCUCCGCCCACCUGUCUAUCUCAUACACACACACACACACACACUCAGUCGGAGGGUUCUACAGGACUGGACGGUUCUACCAGCAGAACCUCCAUCAUGAUGUAAUAAUAACUGUUGGGUAAAAUUACCCAUGAUCCUCAGCUGCAACAUGCCUUUCUACUGUGAGUGAACUGUGAGGGAACCACGCAGAACCUCCUGCAUCCAGAACCACUGCAACUCUAGAGCAAUAACUCCGUAACGCAGCGGUUCCCACGGUAACCCCCCGCCCCCGACUGUCCGGCCCCACCGCCCCCAUGUUUUAAAGGAACAGUCCGGCUGUGUUCCAAUCUGAUCUCCAUCUGCUGCUUCUGAAGACCUUCAUUGAUCUUCACGGCUUUAAAUAUCAUUAGUCGUUAAUUCCAUGAGGCACGGCCAAUUACAACGGAGCUCAUUUGCAUACAUCAGUCCUAACGGCACAAGAACUGUCUGCUUUUAAUUUUAAGACAUAGCGGAAAGUUAAAAAACAUGAAAAAAGAAAGAAUUGUGGCCAUUUUUUGGCGGAAUAUACAAGAAAAUUGUAGAAUAUUGUUCAUAAACAGGCAGCAAAAAACGACUAUUUUUGAAUUGUUGAAUUUUGUUUAAAAAUUUGGACGCAUACUCCCUCAUUAGCAGUGCACUACUUAGGGAAACACUAUUUAGUGCACUAAGCAGCGGCAAAAACAUGAAUGAAUUUGCAUAAACUCACAUGUGAUUGGCUGAACUGUGUUUAAAAAAGCCCCACCCACACAAUUAACGUUAUUUAUGUGAUUUAGAAACAUAAUCCUUUUGUUAACUACCUUAACUACCUUAACUUACAUUAACUAGUUACUAUGUUUACUAUAAAGUAAAUAGUGCAUUGUUAGAGGUUUGAGUUACUCAAACUAAAAAAAGUAUUAAGCUCCGCCCAUUCACUUUUGACAUUGUUUAAUCGUAAGAUUUUUUUUACGUUAAAAAAAACGAUAAGUUAGUGUAGAGCUUAAGGAAAAAUGAAAUAAGAUAAAAGAUAAAUAUUAGGGUAUGGGCCCUUCAAAAGUUCUAUUCUGUUUAAGAGUAUAGAGAAUAAUACACGCCACGAGUCGUUUAGAAAUUUAUUUUAUUUUGUUUUAUAAACAAACAUGUAACAAAUGUACAAAUUAAUAUUGAAAUUAGUAGAAAAUAUUAAAAAGAGAUGUUUUUUUAUGCCUAAUAAUCAAAAUAGUCAUAAAGAAAGAAGAGAAAAUGUGGUAUAUGCGCCAUUUAAACUCGCUUACAGUGCAAGCCAUUGUGUUUUUGUGAUGUCACAAAAAACAGCCAAUCAGAGCAGAGCUUGUUUACAUACAUCUUAAUGUCUUAAUGAAAUGCUGUAUAAGAAAUCAGUUUCUCUUUUCUUUUACUGAAAUAAAGGAGAUUACAGUCUGCCAGAAACGCCAGAAUCUGCAUAGCUCCGCCCAUUUAGCCUACCACAGUUUAGCCCCGCCCCUUCCAUGAUAUUGCAGUUCUCGGUUUACACAUCAAAAGUUAAAAAAAAAAAAUUGAAAAAAAAAUUUGUUGUUUUUGGCUUAAUAUACAAGAAAAUUCUAUAUAUUUUGAAUUAAAAAAAAAAAUUAGUUAUGCUGUUUCAAAUAUUAAAUACAAAAAUUGUUUUGUUCAUUAUUAUUAUUAUUAAUAAAAUAAUAUAAAUUAGGAAAAUUAUACCACAUGCUUUUUUAAAUUCAACUACAAUAGAAACCUAUUAGGUGUUUAAAUAGACGUUUUGUGAUGUGAAAUAAAUAAAACAGCAGUUUCUAUAUACAGGGUUUAGCCCCGCCCAUUCACUUUUUUAAGUUUUCCUGACGCACAUCAUAGCCAAUCAGAGCAGAGCUUGUUUACAUAUGUAUCUUAGUCUUAAAGGGCCUCUUAUGACAGAAAACAGUUGUAAUGUUUGAAUUGUUUUAGUUGCUUUUCUUAUAACACAAAAAUAUAUAUAUAUAGCCUACAUAUUUAGCCUGCCACAGUUAAACCCCGCCCCUUUCUGCAAUUGAAAAACUCCGCCCAUUAUAUGAUUAUAAUUUAGUGUUUAAGCUCUGAGUACUGUUGCAAUGAGUCACAGCCAAUCAGAACACAGCUAAAUUUACUUAUUUUGACCUUAUCGUCCAUCCCUGUCUAAAACACAGCUUUCAGUACACGCUGCAAUUAUGAUCAGGAAAUCGCUGGUUAGAAUCCCGGUCAUGCAGCUUUCAAUCAGCUGCCGGAGCCCUGAGAGAGCACAGUUGUCCUUGCCAUUUCUCUCUGGGUGGGUACAGUACAGUAGAUGGCGCUCUCUCUUUCCCCUCAUCACUCCUAGGGUGAUGUGGAUCAGCACAAGGCUGCGUCUGUGAGCUGAUGUAUCAGAACCGAGUCGCUGCGCUUUCCUCCGAGCGUUAGCGCUGUGAUAACGAGAUAAAAGUAGAAAAAACAACAUAAACAGUAAUUGAGCGUACGCCACAGAUUCAUCAGAUGGACAUCAAGCUGAAUUUACGCUGAACUAUCACUUUAAUGAGCCGGUGGACGGGUUUGGUGGGGGGGUUAUUCGGGGACCCCCGCUGUAGUGAAUGGUGAACUCCUACAUCCUAAUCAUGGACCUCCAUCCAUCCAAGCUGCACUUUGAGCCGUUUCUCUCUGGACGUCCAGCUUUUUUUGGACCUUAUUUAAUGAAAUAAAUGAAUAAAUAAAAAAGAGUCGAGUCGAUCGGAGUGAACGAACUCUCGACACAUUCCCUCCUGCUUCAGAAAUGACUCUUCAGAAACGAAUCUUCAGAAACGAAUCUUCAGAAACUAAUCUUCAGAAACGACUCCUUAGAAAUGAAUCUUCAGAAAUGACUCUUCAGAAACGAAUCUUCAGAAACGACUCCUUAGAAAUGAAUCUACAGAAAUGAAUCUUCAGAAAUGACUCUUCAGACCGUGGAGAUCUGUUUGUUCAUUCGUUUAUUCAUUAGUUUGUUUGUUUGUUCGUUUGUUUGUUCACAGCUCUAUUUAUAGGGGUAAAACACUGAGGUAUUUACAGUGUCCCCGAGAGGAACAAGAAUUUACAUUUUUUAACUCCAUCUCUCAGUCUUUGUAUCCCUUCAUCCAUCCAUCCAUCCAUCACUCUCUCUCUCUUUAUACCCCUUCCCUGUUUUUUCUUUCGUUUUCCUUUUAUAUGCCUUUACUAUUGGGAUGCAUUGAC
Molecule: messenger RNA, 5957 nt
Organism: Astyanax mexicanus (Mexican tetra)
Lineage: Eukaryota; Metazoa; Chordata; Actinopteri; Characiformes; Acestrorhamphidae
Product: protein Aster-A-like
Exons: 19
Coding region: 385-2766 (793 amino acids)
Biological process (GO): intracellular sterol transport
Cellular component (GO): endoplasmic reticulum-plasma membrane contact site; plasma membrane; endoplasmic reticulum membrane
Molecular function (GO): sterol transfer activity; sterol binding
Source: RefSeq, a predicted model, not a curated record